UCCAAAGGGUGAUGGAGUGUUGCGGCGAAGCCCAACCAAGAGCGCAGGCUGAGCGCAGGCAACCCCCCAUCCGAAGCUCGGCGCAUCGAAGCGCAGCGAUGGCGUUCAAGACGCUGCGGCGGGCGUUAAGCCAGAUCUUGCUGGUGACGAUCGGCACGUGCCUGGGCCUCUGGAUGUGUCUCAAGAUCGGCGUACAGGUGCUGCUGAAAGGGAAGUCCAUACUGACGCCCAAGCAGCGUCCCGAAGAGCCGGCCUGUCUUCGCGACCCGUCUUUGGGAUCCCACGAAUUCGUCACGUUGCAGGAUGUGACGCUGCACUACGUGUCAGCCGGAAGUCACGACAACCCGCUCAUGGUGUUGUUGCACGGUUUCCCGGACACGUGGUACACCUGGGAGAAGCAGAUACGGCACUUCCAGAAGGACCACUGGGUGGUCGCUGUGGACAUGCGUGGCUGUGGCCUGUCCAGCAAGACACAACUAGUGGAGGACUACCUCAUGUCACGCAUGGUGGACGAUGUCAGGAGACUCAUUUUGUCAUUGGGCCGGAGGAAGGCGAUUAUAGUGGGCCACGGCCUGGGUGGCAUGGUGGCCUGGGUGCUGGCCACCAAGCACGAGGACAUGGUCGACCGCCUAGUGGUUGUCAACGGCCCCCACCCGUUGGCUUUCCACUACCAGCUGGAAAACAGCUUUGCACAGAUGCUCAAGUCGUGGUACAUCGUGACCUUCCAGAGCCCCAAGCUGCCUGAAGCGGUGCUCAAGGCAAAUGACUUUGAGCUCAUUGACAAAGCUCUUGGCCCAUCGCAGGUGGAUUUCAAGGAAGUUGUGAAGCAUUCCCUCUCACGGCCAGGCGCCCUCACGGCGGCGUUGAAUCACUACCGCGCCCUAUGGCGGAGAGAUGAUCGUCUCCGAGACCUGCGCUUCCGCUACCUCAACACACCAACGCUCAUCGUGUGGGGCCAGCGCGACCGCUACCUGACGCUCAAGCUUGCCCAGCUCAGCAUCCUGCAGGCCUUCGGGCGGGUCGAGUACCUGACCGACGCGGGACAUUGGGUGCACAGGGAGCGGGCCUGACCGGGUCAACGACCUCAUCCGGCAAUUCUUCAAGAGCACAGAGGCCCUCUGCUAGUGCCUGGACGGUGCCCACGUGGAUAACGCUUAUGUGCGAGUGCGUGGCUGGAAAAACAGAGCUGUGCUUUUGUAGUUAAACAAGAGUUGCAGGACUCGUGAGACUUCCGCCUCAGUGGCCAUCACUGACUGAAACAAAUGAACGCUAUUGUUGCGCGUGUGCAUGCGUGGAAGUGCAAAUGUGCAGCUCCAACUGAACCCAAGCCAAGCCACUACUUGUCAUUUGAAACAGUGUCUUUAAAUGGAGGUGAAAUCGUGGAUAGUUUGGACCAUAUUGGUGAAAAUGGGCAGUACCUGUCGCAGUACUGCAUUUUUGGGCAUUGUUUCAUUAUGAUGGGUUGUAGGCUAUCGUGUGCAGCUGAGUUUGGUGGCGUGGUGUUUUGGAUGUUUACAGGCUUUUGACGGCUCAAUUUGCCUUCCGUAGGUCUCAUUGAAGCUUUUUCUGCUUUUUAAGCUUCACAGGGUGUCUUGCUUCGCUGCCAUAAGCAUGUAGGGGCAUGUGAGAACAUAACUAGUGCAGCUAUUCUUGGCUGACUUCUGUCAAAUUAGUUAUUCAAAGAAUCACGAGAAUGGUGUUCUGUGCACUAUGCAUGUGAUACAGCAUGUGGUGGCAUCGGGUCCCACUGAGGGCAAAUUUUAAAGCUCAAGCUCUACUGCGCCAAGUCUCGCAAGGUCGUUCAUCACAUCGCAAUGACCUUGAGCUGCUAGAGCGCAAGAGCACUGCAGAGAGGCGUCGCAGCUGCGCUCACACAGAUCUUCGCCGGGACUAGGCGAGGGUUUAACUGCUGCUUCGCUGGCGCUUGGUCGCUCAGCCUCGCCAUGGAUGGUGCGCUGGCUGGGCUGUCUGUACAUUCGCGUCAGUGCAGGUGACAGGCUGAAUCCAAUCAUCCUGUAGAUAUAGCUCGACAGCAGGCUGUGAAAUCUCAACCAAGGGCAAAGUUGGCUGCUGAAACAACGGAGCAAAGGGAGGCCACAUUAGCCCUUUAUAGAGAAGCUUACCAAGCGCGGAAGCGUGCAAUAAUGAAGCACUGUGUGCAUAGUCUUUGCAAAACCAAUCCAAACAGGCCUUUCGCUCGUGAUAACUAGGUUUUGCAAGAGUUAAACCUCAGCCAAUUUUAUUUUUCACUCAAUAAUUGUAUAAAAACGGUAAAUGUAUUUUUUUUUCAAAGCGCACCGAUUCUUGUGUAGCAAGCAGAUGGACACAGUAGCUCCUGUAGUGCUGGACAAUUUUUUAAGUAAAUUCUUUUUAACCCUUACACCAUUCAGUUAACUAAUGUGUGGUGAUGUCUUUGUGUUAACAGUUGAUAUCGCUGACAUUUAUUUUUUUUUCUCGCCUGUUCCCUAACACAUGCAGUAAGAACUGAUGGGCAUCCACUAGGUGCUGUUUAGCCAGAAUGUUUUGUUAGAAAAAGAUCUUUUUUAUGCAUACCUAUAAUGUAUACAAGUUCAAAAGUUUAUAUGCCAUAAAAUACCGAUCAAGAACUCUCCCCAUCGAUGUGGGGAUAAUACAGGGAAUGUUUAGAUAGGGGGCCCUUGUUUGGAACUGGCCUGAAAUUCAAGAUGGGGGCCAAAAAUGUUCACCCCCCCUCCCCGAAAGAACCAAAAUGGGGUGCGCUGUAACUAAAAACGUUUAUUGUAGGGCAUUCUUUCUAAUUGUUUUCGAAGCUGUCGCAAGAUUCUUCCGAGCCAGAUCUGAAAACUAGGCUUAGGCACACACUGCGCAAGCACCCUCGCAAACUUUUGGUGCCACGGCACUGAUGUCAGAGCGCCAGUCAUGCAGCUCACCAUCCUGGGAACCGUUGAGUGCGCUGGAAAUUCUGCACCCCUUCAACGAGCGCGCGACUAUCUCUUCUGUGACAGCAGCCCAUGCCUCGGGCACAAAGUCGAGGGCAUCCUGCCCGCGAUGGCUUUUGUAGAUUGGCUUUCAGCAGUUCUCUCUUCAUCUCCUCAUGAAUAUUCUUAUGUUGGCUUUAAAUGACCUGUUCCAAAACACAUCAGCUGGCUGCAAUAGGCUUGUUUAGCCUGCAGGCACGUACAGAACGCAGUGUGUCGCGUUCCUCUAUGGCAUACUUUUUUCCCUGUGUUUUGUGAAUGGGUGACCAAUGUAGCACAAGCAGCCGCUGCACGUCAUCACCGUUCGGUCCCCACACCCUUGUCAGCCACUCCUGCAGCUUGUCCGACAUCAUCCAUCCGUUUUUUGAUGCCGUGACGCGAACAUUUGCUACAAAUGAAAAAAAAAAUAAAAGUUGACAGUCAACACAGGUCACUGUAAUGAAGCAUCCCUGUCAUCGUUACUGUCCGCCUUGAAAGCAAACAAAUUAAUAACCUGGUGCACAAAGGUCCUCACUCACCUGGUAUACAAAUACUCAUGAACGCCUUGGCUGAGAUUCUUCCGCUCGGUUCCUAGACGAUUGUGAAAGCUGGGAGCUUGUGGCCACUUGCGCAUGCUGGCAAUGCAACCCUCCAGGCACAACCAGUGUUAAAUUCGGACGGUGCUCUCGCCAACCACGUUGUUGGUCCUUUUAGCUGGAGAGUCGAUUUUUACCAUCAUGUUAUCCAUAUUUGAGAUGUUGAACAGCGUGUACUCGUGCUGAGUUUGGAGCUUGUUCAUGGCAGAGCGAAAAGCCUUUGCUGCCUCCGAGAAAUUGUCUGGUGUCUUCCGGCUUUUGUUUGUGGAAUGGUGCAUUGUAACGCCAAACCGCUGUUUUCAUAUGUGCUGGCUUGACGCACCAAAGUUUCCGAGCUGCAAGUUGUGCACUAUUUUGACAGCUUCUUCAGAGCGAAGUCUUGCUUACAGCAUGUCCUGCGCUUCUUUCCCGUUCCAAAAAUUAAAAGAGUGGUAGUGAAUGAAAACCCAAAAUCCUCAGAUCAUAGUAGGGGACGCUUGCACUGGUGGGAGCAUUUGAUCGGUAUUUUACGGUACUUGCGGACAACUUUCUUGGCUAUGAAACAAAGGCUGCAGAAACAAAGCGCACCUAUUUUACCGCUGCUGGAAGUAGUCUUGCAGUUUUGUUCACAUUUUCUUAUUGGGAAAUAGAAAAUAAUAUAUUUUUGUUUUGUUUACUACACUGCCUAAUUUGAAACAAUACAUAAAAUUCACCAGUUAGCUACUGGUAUAUUAUUUUUAGUUUGCCCUUUCGAGUUUCCACACACCUGUGAGCCGUCACAUGUUUUGCGCAUUCCUCAAAGACAAAAUGGCACCUGCAUCUUCUGGUGAGUGCUCGUCACUUGCUGUCCCACCAAUCAGCUCCCUGAGAGGCUGUUGCCAAACUUCAGCAACGAAAGACUGUCAAAGCACAGAAAACAAAUUCUUGCAGCGUCUAUGCAAAAACUAAGUGAACCCAUCUGAAAAUCACAACCAUCGGCAUGUACAAACGAGUGAGCAACCGGGCUGCAGCGUCGGUUGCGUGUCCCAGUCCCGAUCAAUGCCGAGGUCGUAUCGCUGUUUCGGGGCUCCAACGCAGCUGUGUUGCUCACUGUUCAGAACUCGGUACACAUCGCAUGUAUAUAUAUAAUAUGCAUUGAUUCACACCGAGUUAAUUGUCUCGGCCUUCACUAAAGUAAACAACUUGUGCUAGGUCGGAGAAACCAAAACUGGUGCCGAGCUCGCCCGGAGUACAUUGCAUACGAAUACAGUCCUGUGCAGAAUCUCCACCCCCGUAGCUUUCACUUCGUAGACAAGAAAGUUCUCCAUCAUCUUCAAUGAUGUCAAACGCCAAAUGCUACUUUUUCAAGAAGGGGCAAAUGCUGAUGCGUUGACGUCCAGAUGAGAACAACUUGCGACUGUUGCAACUUCUUUUAUGCUUCUGUGGAAGCGUCGAGGCAGCACUGCCUUGGUUACCUUAUUUUCAUUUAAGCCUUACUUUAUAACCUGACUGAUUGGUCUACUUGGUGUUGAAACAUCUUGUUUGAAAGCGAUUUCACACAACAUCUUUCUUUAUAGUUGCACAGCAUGGCAUUGUGGUAGGAGGCUUUUGGAGUAAAGGAAAGCAUAGUGCAGAAUAAAAAAAAGGUAGUGGCUAAAGAAUUUAUACGAUCAGCCUUUUGAGACAGCUUAUGGAUGCUGCAGCUUUAAACUAGGGCAUUAAGAGCUUGGAAUCAAAUGUCAGCACAUUUUCGUGCCUGUAAUGUGCUCUUCUGAAUGUAUCUAUCACAGAGUUGCACUCAUGUCAGCAACUGUGCAUCGACAGCUAUGCUUUUGUUGCAUGAAAACAAUCGAACUCAAUAUUUAUGCAUUUGCAGUAGGGCCUCAUUUUUGCUCUCUACAGGUUUACUUAGGAGGCUGAGGGUCUGCAUAGUCAUACUGACUGCAUUACACUCUAAUCUCAAUGUAACGAAUCAUCGGAUAGAACGAAGUAGGUAUAAAAAUUUUGUUGGCAAUGAUUUAUUUCAAUUAGUAUUUCACUGCAACAAUGCAACUGAAAAUUCAGUAUCUAAUGCAAUAUCAAUUAUAGCGAAACAAAUUUUUAUUUGCACAUGGCUCCAAGUGAUAUGCACGCAGCAGGUAAAAGCUGCAACCCUUGCAGCUUCAAGUGCUCUCCUUUGUGCAAUUGGCUGAAAAGAUAUGUGCUUUCGCCACUAGUGCCAUUAACGAAAAGCAGAGUCCAUCUCGGACGAAAGCUUUCGCUUGGCCUGGUUUGGUUUGCAUAGUUCUGUAACCCGCACCACCGAUUUGUUGGCAGCAAUUUCGGUUUGCUCUUUUACAACGAACUUCUGAUCAACGAACAAAAUUUUGCUGUGAAUGCGAAAUUGAAUCAUGGUUCAACUGCAUAUACUCUAUUGCUGCUACUGUGAGCCACCUUCGGCCUCCUUUUUUAUUAUUCAAGAAAAACAUUCUAACUUCAAAUAAUUGUCCUAGAGAAAAAAAAUGUUUAAUUGAAAUAUAUUGACCUACUCAUAUCUGUGGUAGACAGAAAUGACAAAAUUUUAAUAUGCAACAAGUAUAUCUUUUUUUCUUUACAACCAUGUGCAAAAUUGUAUGGAUUAGAGACAUAGGGGUUACAAAAAUGCUUUUUGGCUGCAAGAGUGUAGUUAAUGCGCGACUCUCACGCGUCUCCUGUAAUCCGGCUUCACCGCGAGAGUCCUUUGUUUUCGCUGUAAGUUAAUUGUAGUGGAAAUCUCUGUUAGUGCUACAUAGCAAAGCCAUCAAAAAGCUAUGUUAAAAAAACUUUCUCAUAGUUGCUGCUUAGACCACCACGAGUUACUUAAGCUGCUUUUAAUUUGACUAAAUUCAAACAGUGCUAAAACUGGUAGAUGCUGUUUCACCAAGGUUGAAGAAAUUGACUAAAUGUUACGAAGGUUACAAAUGUGGUUCUUGUGUUUGUUAAAACAACCAACCAUGCAAUAUGCACUCUAGUUCACAAUCCUGUUCUCUGUGGGAACCAGUGACAGAGUUUUUUGUACUGUGGUAAUGAGCAGUGUACAUGACAAUGCAAUGGUCUCUUCACAUUGCUGUGUUUUUUUACUUUAUGCUGUCGUGGUACUCAUUUCGGGGCAUUUUAUGAUUUUCACUUACGUGGUGUAUAUACGAGAAAGUCGUAUAAUAGUAUAGCUCAGGCUGAGGCAGUAAUGCCACGGCAGUGUGGCAGUUGUGAGUAUGAACCACUUUUUUCACUGGUUGUUUUAUGAGCCAGAUCUCUGCCGACACUUACAAACACACAUGGAUGUUUGUGCCAAACUGUAGACAUAUUUGUUCUGUCUGGGCAUGGCCACAGUUUAGUAUGUUUCCAAUCUGGCAGUGUUUACUUUCAGAAGUCAGUGGACAUUAGCAGUGUUUGAGACUCCUCAGAAAUGGGUGUAUUUUGAUCUUCAUGUAGACACAUAAAAAGUUGCGAUCAUCAUUAAAAAGAAUAAAUAAAUGAAGAGCAAAGCAACCUAAGAAGUGAAUUCCUUCUUAUGCUGCAUGGCUGAAGCUUACUAGGCAUGCUUUGAAGUAAUUUGAAUAUAAUAUUAUUAUUUUUUGACCAUAUAGAAUUAUUAAGAAUCGUCUGUGGCAAAUAGCAU
Dermacentor silvarum is the source of this 7127-nucleotide messenger RNA. RefSeq names its product AB hydrolase superfamily protein YfhM. Lineage: Eukaryota; Metazoa; Arthropoda; Arachnida; Ixodida; Ixodidae. The transcript is spliced from 6 exons. The coding region runs from base 12 to 1070 and encodes 352 amino acids. Gene Ontology annotation, molecular function: hydrolase activity. The record is from RefSeq and is a predicted model, not a curated record.